AUGAAUUUCCUCAUGUUCUGCUUCAGACCAGAGGAAGUGGACAGUUUGAGUCCUGUUCUCAGGGACAACCCUCAGCUUCAUGAAGAGGGGUUCUGGCUCAAAGAUCAAAAGGUUCAGGACAUUUUUUUGCAAGGUCCGUAUUCAUUAAAUGGUUACCGAGUUCGUGUUUACAGACAAGACUCAGCCACUCAGUGGUUCACAGGGAUCAUCACACAUCAUGACCUCUUCAGCCGUAAUAUGGUUGUGAUGAAUGACCAGGUUCUAGAGCCCCAGAACGUUGACCCCUCUAUGAUCCAGAUGACCUUUCUGGACGAUGUGGUCCACUCUCUGCUGAAAGGAGAGAACAUUGGUAUCCAGUCCCGACGCAGGUCCCGUUCCAACCAGAACAACUCUGCCCACGGUCACUACACCCGCGCCCAAGCCAACAGCCCCAGACCAGUCAUGAACUCCUCUGGCGGGGCAGUGAAGCAGGGGUCAGGGGUCACCACCCAGCUGGGUCAAGGUCAGGGCGGGUCCCAGAGCCAGCAGUCCCCAGCGCAGCACUCCCCUUGUCAGGAACAGACGCAGCACCGCGGACCUGGCUUCUCCAGGAGGAAGGGAUCUGACAGCAGUGUCCCUGAUGAUGACUUCAAGGGAGACAACGUGGACUGUAACGAGAGAGCAGGGAGAGGAGGUGAGGAUGAUGGUGAAGAUAGAACAAGAGACUUCUUUAAAAGUACGAGCAGCAAGCAGGUGGCUGUGAACAAGCGGAGGAAAGCGGAGGAGGAAGAGGAGGAAGAGGAGAAGAAAUCAGGGUUGAAAAGACUAAGAAGCGAGACUACAGUGAGGUCCGACUUCUCUGAGAGCAGUGACUCUGAGAUGUCUACCAAGAGAACCAGGACGGCAGACUCCUCCUCUUCCUCAGAGCAGAACUCAGAGGAGGAGCUAAAAGGAAAGACCGGCCAGGAGGGGCACAAGACCCAGGGUUCUAAGACUGGGAAGGAGUCUGCUCUGACAGGCAGUCUCUCCCCCUGGGGUGAGGAGCUUCAGAAGGCGGAGUUUCAGCAGUCAUCAGCCGACAGGGAGCAGAGGUCAUCCCUGCGACAACCUCAACGACAGGGGGAACGGUCUCCACUGCAAAAGCAGCAGGCCCCUCCCCUGUCCUCCUCCUCCCAGGGCUCUGCCCCCUCUGAGGGCCAAGGGGAGUGUAUCAUGGAGAACAACAGCACUAUGAAAUCCCAGACCCAUCCCCAGUCCAAGGACCAGUACACCAGCGCUGAGGUGGUCUCCAGGACCCAGACUCCCUCUCAGUAUAUAAUCGACAUCACAGCAGAGGACGCUAACGCACACAUGGCCUCCCGGGAGAACUCUGAGGCCGUCUCGGCCCUGCUGGCCUCCCAGAAUCCAUCUGAGCCCUCCUACCUCUCUGAGCCCAGUAGACAUUUGGUGCUGAACCCCUCUGUUGCCCCUCCCUCUCCCCUUCGUAAGAGCCCCUCGGAGUGUGACCUUAGGAACCAGACUCCCUCAGUGUUCGAGUGUGACCUUAGGAACCAGACUCCCUUAGUGUUAGAGUGUGACCAUAGCAACCAGACUCCCUCACUGUCAGAGUGUGACCAUAGCAACCAGACUCCCUCAGUGUCAGAGUGUGACCUUAGGAACCAGACUCCCUCAGUGUCAGAGUGUGACCUUAGGAACCAGACUCCCUCAGUGUCAGAGUGUGACCUUAGACACCAGACUCCCUCAGUGUCAGAGUGUGACCUUAGACACCAGACUCCCUCAGUGUCAGAGUGUGACCAUAGCAACCAGACUCCCUCAGUGUCAGAGUGUGACCAUAGCAACCAGACUCCCUCAGUCUCAGAGUGUGACCUUGGGAACCAGACUCCCUUGGUGUCAGAGUGUGACCUUAGGAACCAGACUCCCUUAGUGUCAGAGUGUGACCUUAGGAACCAGACUCCCUUAGUGUCAGAGUGUGACCUUAGGAACCAGACUCCCUUAGUGUCAGAGUGUGACCUUAGGAACCAGACUCCCUUAGUGUCAGAGUGUGACCUUAGGAACCAGGCUCCCUCAGUGUCAGAGUGUGACCUUAGGAACCAGACUCCCUCAGUGUCAGAGUGUGACCUUAGGAACCAGACUCCCUCAGUGUCAGAGUGUGACCUUGGGAACCAGACUCCCUCAGUGUGUAGGAAGCCGGAGGUAAAGCAUGACAUCGCUGGCAGCCUGGGCAGUAAGAUGGGGUUAGUCCAUUCAGUGGUGAUCAGACCUAUAGCAUCAGUCAGUGAGUCUGCUGCUGUAGUAGAGAGAGAGAAGCAGCUAUAUUCCUCCAUGCUGCCCUGCAUUAAGAACGCCUCAUUGGCCGACGAGGCCAGGAAAUCGUACAAGCUAAGCCCCUCCCCUGAUAUCCCCAAGCCCCUCCCCUCCCCAGAGGCCCUGAAGCCGAAGCCCCUCUGCUCCCCUGACAUUGUCAAGUCUAAAACACAGAGUGUUCUGGAGACUUGUUCUAAACCCAAACCCCUCCCCUCCCCAGAGGUGUCCAAGCAUAAAGGCCGUUACCCGGACAACACCCCUCGCUCCAGCUUUAAGCCCGUCCUGGCCCGAGGGACUGAGUCGCCAGGAUCUUGCACUAAGAGCCCGCUAAUCAUCGAUAAGAACGAGCAUUUCACCGUGUAUCGGGACCCUGCGCUUGUCCGUCCCAACCAGGAGACCAACCACGUGUCCUAUCUGCACCCCCAGCUCCACCUCCACGCCUCCUGCCUCACCCCCUCUUCCACCCACCACCACACAUCCCACUCCCACCACCUCCUCUCCGGGGUGCUCUCUGGCCUGCCUCCAGGCCCCUUGCUGGGGGGUCAUCCCCGACUAGACUCCUCAGGGCUGGGGCACCUGGGACUAGCUCAUCACCACCCUGUCUCUCAGCCCCAGACACACAGCCACACCUCAGCCUCAUACAACCAGCUGGGGCUGUAUCCAAUCAUCUGGCAGUACCCCAAUGAGACCCACUCCUAUCCCCCCAGACUCAACCUGCCCGGGUCCAAGUGGGUGCACCCUGAAAACCCUGUCAGCUCUGAGACCAACAUGAGGAGGAACACGGCCAGCCCUUGGCUACACCACCAGGUCCCUGUCUCCUCCUCUGACAGCCUGGACCAACUAAGCCACGUCCCGGUCCCCAUCCGACCAGCCAGCGCCGACCCUCACCGGUCCGACCCCCAUCCCCACCGUUCAGAACCACACCGCUCGGACCCCCACCGGCUCAUCAAGAUCAACCCCCACGCCAGCCCCCCCCUGCCACCGGCCAAGACCGCUGGAGAUCUUCACAGGGAGGAUCUGAAGGGUUUUGUGGACCCCAUCAGAACCAUCACUCUGGCCCACCUGAAGCAGGAGCAGGACCGCAGCAGAACCCCGACCGGGAAGGACAGUCACCUGCACCAGCUCUACCUGGAGGCCUGUAAUAAACAGCAGCAGCAGAGGAUGGCCCAGCAACAACAGGAAGCAGGGCAGAGGGACCGGGCCAGUCAGUAUAAGGAGGAGAACAGGCGGAUCCUCCAGGAGAGCAUUGAGGUGGCCCCCUUCACCGCUAAGAUCCGCGCCAGUGAGACCGACAGGGAGCCUAACCCCUACCCCGGAUCCCUCCUCCCCUCCCUGCCCCACCCCUACCCCCGGAUCCCCUCGCUCCCCUCCCUGCCCCACCCCCAGCGCCUUCACCAGGAGAAGGAAACGGAGCCCCCUGCUGCAGACCUGUAUCAGUUUAAACAGCAGUCCCAGCACAGUCUCCCCCCUAGUAACUACUUCACUACCCUGUCCAACAGUGUGGUCAACGAGCCACCGCGUCUCUACCCCUCUAAAGAGCUCAACUCAUACUUUGACAAGGUGAGCAGGGAGCAGGAGUCUGCAGCAGCCUCUAGUCUCUCUCUGGGAGGAGGGGCAGCGUUCAGCUCCAAGUCCCUGUCCAAACCCCCUCCUCUCAUCAAACACCAUGCUGAUGGGGAGGGUCUGCUAGGGAAGAUAUCAGAGCAGCUGAACCAGCAGGUAAGCUUAUCCAACAUGCAGAGGUAUCGUCUCAGUACCAUAGUCAGCCCUGUUAGUCCAGACCUCUCGCCUUCCUCCAGUCAGAGUCAGAGUCAGACCCGAACCCACUGUCAGACCCAGAGUCAGACCCAGAGCCAGACCCGAACCCACUGUCAGACCCAGAGCCAGACCCGAACCCACUGUCAGACCCAGAGCCAGACCCGAACCCACUGUCAGACCCAGAGCCAGACCCAGAGCCAGACCCGAACCCACUGUCAGACCCAAGCCCAGCUAAGGUGUAUGCCAGCUCUGCACCGUGCCCCUGUGUUCCACCCUCCUAUCCAGCAGACACUGGACAGGAAGGAGGCGGGCUACGGCCGUUUGUCUCCACCCACCCUGACCCCCAUCCAGCCAGUCAGCUCGGCCGGUAAGGUGUCUGAGCAGCAGAAACCGCCCACCCUUCUGCCCGAGCUACGGGAGGUCAGCGCCGUGUGUAAGGGCGGGGCAGCGAUGACCUCAUCCGAGGUGUGGCGAGCCGGCGACUCUCAGAGCCACGACAAGCUGGGUUGGCAUUCUGAGAGGAGCCCUGGCAGGAAGCCUGGGGCCACCACGGCGUCUGUUAUCGUCCGUCCCUCCACGUGUAUAAAGUACGACGGCUCGCCAGGCGCCAAGACCUCUUCCUCGACCAAGGACUCUCUGAUGGGGAGGAUGUUCCCAGGCGGCAGGCCUCAGACAGUCUGUCUGAAACUGGCCUAUGAGAGAGACAGGGAGUCUGGAGGGAAGGUGAUCCUGCCAAACACUAACUUGGAGGAGGCUGUUUGCGUGCAGCAGUACAAUAACAACUUUAUGAGAGUGUCCCAGUCUCAGGGAACCUUUCCAGUCUCUGUCUCGGCUGCUGCCAACUCUGUGUGCAAUAGGAGUAGUGAUGUGACUAGGGCAGUCUCCAACAUGGCUCCCUACGGUGUGCUGAAUAGAACCUACUGUGGUCCCAACACCUCCAGCGCUAGCAGGACAGAGAGCUGUGGCCCUCGGGGCAGGGCCUUCCACUCAGGGCCUGGGUUAGAACCAAGGGCCGAGCUCCAGCAACAGGAGGGGAGCUCCUCCAGAACCUCAUCCCCCAACCUGCACCCCAGCCCCAGCCUAGCCAGCAGCACCCAGGCCUCUUCCAACCCCAGCCAGUCCUACUAUGGGAGCUUUAUCCAUCUGAAGAAGCACAAGGCAGCGUUGGCAGCAGCCCAGCAGUCCAGAGGUCCUAGCAGCAGCACCAGUGGUAGUGGUCCUGAGAGCCUGAUUGAGCCAUCUAACAGUAAAGCUCUUCACAUCCCCCCUCCACCUCACCUUGCCUCGGCCUCAGCCCAGAACCACAGAACCACAGCAAGCCCAGGACCACAUCAAGCAGGAGCUAUCCCCAGCCCUGGCCCCCUCCCCAAUGGCCAGCCAGCCCAGAUGAACCAGAGCCAGUCUCAACCCAACUACCACAAGCUGAAGAAGGCCUGGCUCACCAGACACUCAGAGGAGGACAGAAACAUAAACACUAUGAUGAAAACAGAGGAGGCUGAUAAGGCUGUUACCACCACUUCUGUGUCCCCCUCUGUGUCCAAGUCUGUUACCACCACUGUGAGCCCCUCUGUGUCCAAGGCUGUUACCACCACUGUGAGCCCCUCUGUGUCCAAGUCUGUUACCACCACUGUGAGCCCCUCUGUGUCCAAGGCUAUUACCACCACUGUGAGCCCCUCUGUGUCCAAGUCUGUUACCACCACUGUGAGCCCCUCUGUGUCCAAGUCUGUUACCACCACUGUGAGCCCCUCUGUGUCCAAGUCUGUUACCACCACUGUGAGCCCCUCUGUGUCGAAGGCUGUUACCACCACUGUGAGCCCCUCUGUGUCCAAGGCUGUUACCACCACUGUGAGCCCCUCUGUGUCCAAGUCUGUUACCACCACUGUGAGCCCCUCUGUGUCCAAUGCUGUUACCACCACUGUGAGCCCCUCUGUGUCCAAGUCUGUUACCACCACUGUGAGCCCCUCUGUGUCUGAGAUGGAGAUGAUCAAGCCUUGCACCGUCACUCUGAUUGCCUCUACCUCCAGUGAUGUGGAGAUGAAGAUAGAAGAGGUCAAAGGUCAGGAGGACAAGAUGGCCGCUGAGGACAGGAUUACGCGGCGUGGGAGCAAGAGGGUGUACGACCACGACUCGGCCUCAGAGAGCGGAGAGGACUCUGACGCCAGCGAGAGCACCAAGCAGGAGCAGAGGGCGAAGAGGCAGCCCAAACCCACCUACAAGAAGAAACAGAACGACAUGCGCAGGAGGAGAGGAGACGGAGAGAAAGAUGAGGAUGACCUGAAACCCAACGGGAUCUUUAGGAGCGCCAGGGAGAAGACCAAGCUGAAACUGUCCAGCAACAAUGGUAUCCCCCGCUCUGUGCUGAAGGACUGGAGGAAGGUGAAGAAGCUGAAGCAGACGGGGGAGUCGUUCCUGCAGGAUGACUCGUGCUCCGAGAUUGGACCCAACCUGCAGAAGUGUCGGGAGUGUCGUGUUGUUCGCAGCAAGAAGGGGGAGCAGCCAGCUCAUUCCCCUGUCUUCUGCCGCUUCUACUACUUCCGCCG
Molecule: messenger RNA, 6581 nt
Organism: Oncorhynchus gorbuscha (pink salmon)
Lineage: Eukaryota; Metazoa; Chordata; Actinopteri; Salmoniformes; Salmonidae
Product: probable JmjC domain-containing histone demethylation protein 2C
Source: RefSeq, a predicted model, not a curated record